AUGACAUCCUCCAUGGCGCUACUCGCCUGCGUGAGUUCGCAGCUGCUUGGCAAUCUCGAGGCCGCGCUCCGACGUCUCGCGUUGAGUAUGCCUGCUCCGGGUCGGGGAGAGCAAUCCUGGCCUUGGGAGCCGGAUACUGGCCCGGGGUCCUGUGUGAUGAUCAUCGCCGCGGGCGGCAAUGCUGGAGGCGAGGACACUGCAAGCUAA
Messenger RNA from Aspergillus lentulus, 207 nucleotides. The record is from RefSeq and is a predicted model, not a curated record. NCBI's taxonomy places the organism in Eukaryota, Fungi, Ascomycota, Eurotiomycetes, Eurotiales, Aspergillaceae.